AUGCUGAGGAUCAACCUGAAUCUGACGAUAGUAGCGAUGGUAAUGCCUCGGGCAAAAGUAUCAACAAGUUCUCAGUGCAUCAAAAAUCUGUGGUCGCACAUUCUGUACAACAGAACAUACGAUAGUUACAACAAAACAACACCUACUCCACCAAUUCUGGAACAAGAUGUAAACUACGAUGACCGAUUCCCUUGGAGCGAGAAUCAGCAAGGGUUAAUUUUAGGAGCUUACUACUGGUUGCAUUGGGCAACGCAACUUCCUGGAGGUCUUUUAGCAAGACGUUAUGGCACGAAACUUGUUUAUGGUUUAGGAAACUUUCUAACAGCGCUUUUUGGCUUUCUCAUCCCACUUAUGACACAUUAUCAUCUGUAUGCUCUUGUAACGCUACGAGUUCUUCAAGGUCUAUUCGCGAAAGAAUCAUUUCGAAGGUACUGUUUCUGGCUGUUGCUCAUACACGAUUCACCUCAGCAACAUCCUCGGAUAUCCGACGAAGAAAAAAAAUAUAUUUUGGAUCAUCUUGGUGAUUCAGUCGACGAGGGGCAAACUGCCAUACCUUGGAAAGAAAUAUUGACAUCAGGUCCAGUUUGGAUUACAAUCAUAUCGCAAUGGGGUGGAGCGUGGGGUUUUCUCACCUUAAUGACUCAAGCACCAACUUACUUCAACUUUAUCCAUGGAUGGGAUAUCAAUGCGACUGGAUUUCUGUCUGGAUCCCCGCACCUGUUCAGAAUGAUUUUCUCGUAUUAUUACUCAAUUAUGAGCGAUUGGCUCAUACGUACCAACAAGAUGAGUUUGACCAAUGUUAGAAAAAUUGCUAUGUUCGUAUGCACUGGUUUGCAAGGGAUAUUCAUCUUGGCUUUGGGCUAUAGCGGAUGUCAUUCAACGCUUGUGGUGAUCUUCAUGAUAGCAGGGACAACUGUGAAUGGCGCGGUUUCCGCUGGCCCCUUAGCGACUUUCGUAGAUUUGAGUCCAAAUUAUGCUAGUAUUCUCCUUGGUUUUUGCGGAAUGGUGGUAAUAGCCUGUGGAUUCAUUUCACCAGCGAUCGUUGGUAUUUUAACGCACAACAAUCAAACCGUAUCGCAAUGGCGAUUAGUUUUCAUCAUUGCUGCUAUUAACACUUUCGUUGGAACCGUUGUUUACUUAGUGUUCGGAACAUCGAAGGAACAACCGUGGAACAAGUAUAGUAAGUCAAGCAAAGACAAUGGACAAAAACUGGAGGAAUUAACGGCGAAGCCAAUUAUAAAAAUCGAAGAGGGUGAUAAGGACGCGACCGAGAAAGAUAGAAUGAUCACGGAUAAGUAAGAGAGACGAAUGCACGCAAGUAAAUAAAGUUUAGAGUUCCUCGGGUUUUUGUAGAAUGGAAUAAAAUACAACACUUGUUUUAUUCUCGUUAUUUAGUGUUGAAAAAAUUACUAACUGA
Molecule: messenger RNA, 1417 nt
Organism: Heterotrigona itama
Lineage: Eukaryota; Metazoa; Arthropoda; Insecta; Hymenoptera; Apidae
Source: the annotation of a GenBank genome assembly